This is a messenger RNA of Erythranthe guttata (spotted monkey flower), 3501 nucleotides long. Lineage: Eukaryota; Viridiplantae; Streptophyta; Magnoliopsida; Lamiales; Phrymaceae. The record is from RefSeq and is a predicted model, not a curated record.
AAAAGAGGAUCAUGUGAACACAGCUCAAACAACAGGGGCUUAACUGCUAUUUACCAAACAUAAAAAAUCAGUAUUUUAUUGAAGUUGACAAUUGAAAUUUUCAGCCUACCACAAUAAUAUCAUUUCUAAUUAACAGAUAUACAAAAGAUACAUUUACUUUGAUAAAUCAAUCUCUGCACAGCUCUCCCUCGUAUACACACACAUCUUCUCAUAUUCCAAGCAAUUAACAAAAGUAAAUUUUGAAUUUUGGAUCUGUUCAUUAUGGCAGAGGCAUUCAUUCCAAUAAUUCUUGAAAAAGUGAGCUCGUUGAUCCAAGAUGAGUUUGGAUUGAUUACGGGUGUGGGUGAAGAGAUGAAUAAGCUCUCGAGCACCCUCACCACCAUUCAAUCCGUGCUCGAAGAUGCCGAAACGAAGCAACUUCAAAGCAAGGCCAUACUAAAUUGGCUAUUCAAGCUCAAUGACCUUAUCUACGAGAUUGACGACGUAUUGGAUGAGUGCGCAACGGAAUUCUCGAUAUUGGAGCACAAAAACAGCAAAUUCGGUCGAUAUAGCGUGAAGCACAUUUGGUUUCGACAUGAAGCUGGAAGAAAGAUGAAGCACGUUACCAAAAAAUUGGAUGAGAUUGCUGCAGAGCGUGCGAAGUUCCAUCUGCAUGAGAUGGCUAUAGAGAAGCCAAACGAGUUUGCUGCCACACGUGAGACUGGUUCCACUAUGAACGAGUCUCAUCUUGUUUAUGGUAGGGACGAUGAUACGGAGAAGGUUGUUGACAUCUUGGUCAACCAGGUCAACGGCAAUCAAGAAAUCUCCAUCCUCCCCAUAAUUGGCGUUGGGGGCCUGUUGGUCGAAAACCUACACGGCCUUGGCAAGACGACUUUUGCUCAAUUAGUCUACAACGAUCAACGGGUCAUUAAACAUUUCGACAAACUAAUUUGGGUUUGUGUGUCCGACAAUUUUGAUGUGAAGACUUUGGUGAAAGCCAUGAUUGAAUCUGGAGGUGGAAGUGCUUCGGACUUGGUGCACUUGGAUGCUUUGCAGCGGCGACUCUGGGAGAUGCUGAACAACAAGAGGUACUUGCUUGUAUUGGAUGAUGUUUGGAACGAAGAUCAAGAGAAGUGGUUCGGGUUAAAAAAAGUUGUGGCACGUGGCUCAAUGGGGAGUUCAAUUAUCGUCACCACACGCCUAAAAAAGGUUGCUGAUAUAAUGGGAACACUUCCACCACAUCAAUUGGCAGGGUUGUCGGAUGAACAAUGUUGGAUGCUGCUCCAAGAACGUGCAUUCGGACAAGAGAAAAAUGAAUAUCCAAACCUCGAAGCCAUUGGUAAGCAGAUUGUGAGGAAGUGUGAUGGUGUUCCUAUGGCUGCUAAGGCGCUUGGAGGUCUGUUGCGGUUUCAGAGGAAAGAGACGGAGUGGAUUUAUGUGAAAGAAAGUAAAAUAUGGGAAUUACCUGAAACUCUGAUACUGCCGGCCUUGAGAUUGAGUUAUCAUCAUCUUCCUUUAUCAUUGAGGCAAUGUUUUGCCUAUUGUGCAGUCUUUCCCAAGGAUACUCGUAUUCGAAAAAAAGAAUUGAUCUUUAUGUGGAUGGCCCAUGGAUAUAUUUCAUCAAAGGGAGCAUUGGAAGUGGAGGAUGUCGGCGAUCAAAUAUGUGAUGAGCUAGUUUUGAGAUCUCUAUUGCAAUAUGUUAUCGAUCCAAAUCAAACAACUGUCGUUAUGCAUGAUCUUGUUCAUGAUCUCGCCGAAUCAAUCAUGGAGAACAAAAUUCCCGGAAUACAAGUCCAAAGGAAAGUGACAAGUGCAUCCAAUAGCAAAAUCCGCCAGGUAAAUCUGAGAGAAAAUUUAAUUGCGUUUCCUACGAGUAAUGAAUGUGAGAUGGACAUGUCUUUCAUUUUAAAUAACUUCUUACGUUUGAGGAUAUUAGAUGCAAAUAAGACAAGGAUAAAUGAAUUGUCUUCUGCGGUAGGCAAUUUGAAACAUUUGAGACACUUGAAUUUGUCCGGAACUGAAAUUCGUACAUUGCCCGACUCAUUAUGUGGUCUCUGGAAUUUGCAUGUUUUGAAUUUGGAUGAGUGCAAAAAGCUUGAGGCUUUACCAAAGAAGAUGAGGCACUUGGUUAAUCUCCGCCAUCUAUGUCUGAAAGAUUGUAAGUCACUAACGGAGAUGCCACCUAAAAUUGGAGAACUUACUUGCCUUAAAACAUUGAGUCGGUUCAUAGUGGGUCGUGAUAGAGGUAAUGGACUCGAGGAAUUGCAGUGCUUGAACCUUGGUGGCGAGCUUGGACUUCAUCAUCUGGAGAGAGUGAAAAACCCGAUGGAUGCAAAGAAAGCAAAUCUUGCUGAGAAAAAGAACCUUCGUCAUUUGAAGUUGGACUGGGAAUUGUAUUCAAAGGAAGAGAAUAUAGAUGAAGAGGUGUUGGAAGCACUUGAACCUCCCCCAAAUCUUGAAACUCUAUUGAUAGAAGGAUUCAGGGGUACGUGUUUUCCAGUUUGGAUGUCAAAUUCGACUAUGAAGAAAGUAGUUCGAAUUGAUAUAUCAAGCUGUGAGAAUUGUAUGCAUCUUUCGCAACUGGGAAAGCUACCUCAUCUUAAGUACUUGCGUUUAAACAAUCUGGCUCGGGUGGAGUACAUUAUUGAGGAUCAAAGUGGAAAUCCAUUAACAAGUGUACAACAGUUCCCAUCUCUGGAAAGACUGGAUUUACAGUACCUCGACAAUCUCAAAGGGUUGUUAAAACAGCAAGUGAUGACGGGAUCAGCUGAAGCAUUCCCAAAUCUUGAGCAGCUAGAGAUUAUACUUUGCAAUUCAUUAAUAUUGCCACCACUCUCAUUAUCUCUUAAAAAGUUGAAGAAAUUGAAAUGCGGUAGCUUACAUCUGGCUUCAUUGUCUAAGCUGGAAGUUGUUACCGAUCUAAAUGUGAACUUCUGGAAUAGGUUUACAUGCAUUACAGUUGAGACACUGCAAAGCCUCACCAAUCUCAAGACAUUGGAGAUUUCCAAUGCAGAAGAUAUGUCUCUGCAAGAAGAAGGGAUGCGAGCAUUGAAAUCUCUAACAUAUUGUGAGAAACUGACGUGUUUACCUGAAGGGUGGUUGCGGCACCUCACUGCUCUAGAGGAACUACAAAUAAUCGAAUGCCCGGAAGUUGUAGAGCUGCCAGAGGAGGAGGUUAAAUACCUCAAAUUCCUUAAAAAAGUCAACCUCCGUGGGCUUCGAAAGAUGGUGUAUCUACCCAAGGCCUUGCAACACCUCGCAUCUUCACUCCAACGUCUAAGCCUAAACAACCUUCCUCAGUUGAGUUCACUGCCGGACUGGUUAGGCGAUUUCACAUCUCUUGAAGAGUUGACUAUUAUAAAGUGCCCAAAGGUAACAUCACUUCCAACUAGAAUCCGAGGAAUGACAAAUCUCCAAUAUCUAUGCAUCUGGAGCUGCCCGGAAUUGAAAAAGAACUGUGAGAAAGAAAAUGGGGAGGAUCGGCACAACAUACAACACAUUCCCAACCUGUUCAUUGGUUAA